Molecule: messenger RNA, 1428 nt
Organism: Loa loa (African eye worm)
Lineage: Eukaryota; Metazoa; Nematoda; Chromadorea; Rhabditida; Onchocercidae
Exons: 9
Coding region: 1-1428 (475 amino acids)
Biological process (GO): G protein-coupled receptor signaling pathway
Cellular component (GO): membrane
Molecular function (GO): G protein-coupled receptor activity
Source: RefSeq, a predicted model, not a curated record
AUGAAAAGAAUUGGCAUACUGCUUGAAGCAGUCAUUAUUUUAUUUGAAACCUGCUUGACAUCAACGCCAUCAUGCUCUAUUUAUAAUCCAUUUCGAAUACAGCCCGAUGACAACAACUAUCAGAUUGGUGCAACAUUUUCACUGCAUGAUGAAGACUGCGUGAAAUUACAUGUGGAAACAGCUCAGGAUAUUGUUGCAGCACAAUGGGCGUUAACUCACUGGAAUCAGAAUGUGAAAACUAACAACUUGAAAACCAGUCUGUAUGCUGGUGAUACAUGUUCAAAACCGAAAGAGGCAAUUUCGCAAACAAUCAAAUUUUUGGAUUCACUUGGUUUUUAUGAGCCUGAUGAAUGCAACACAGGAAAUCAAAAUUUCCGCAAACUUCUUGGAUUGUUUCUGCCAAAGGAUCCCGCAUCGGCGAAGGCAGUUGCUUCGAUCCUCCAAGCUACGCCGUUGCCACUGUUGGCGUAUAAUUACGCAGUAGCUGAUGAAUUGACACAAAUGAAUAUUCCUAAUUUUAUUACAACUGCUCCAACUCUAACAGUUUUCAUUGAUGCGUUUAUAAGGUUUAUGAAAAACUUGAAUAGCAAUUUGGUGGCAAUCGUGAGAAGAGCCGAAGACGAAAGUCGAAUAAACCGCCUUCUAAGCAGAUUACGACAAAAAAAGAUCUUCAUUUCCGAACUGAUUGAUCCAGAAGCUCCCAAUUUUGAGCAGGUUAUUCGGGAUUCAGACAGCCAAAUUAUAUUUGCACUUUUGUCCAAGAACGAGAUUACAAAAUUAGUUACUGGAAAUAAUUUCGGAAUUGAUAAAACAUGGGUUGUAGUCGAAAUGGAUACGGAUGAACAGCUGUCUGAAAGAAAGUUAUCGGAGUUUAUGGUAGAUUCAGAUGUUCAGAUAAUAUACUUGCGUCAACAACAGCGUGAUUUACCCCAAUUCAAGAAUUACUUUUUGCGACUGUUAAAAAACAACUAUCAAUCUUAUUCAUUACUCAGUUCGUUUAUGCAGCAGAUGUGCAACUGUACUAUAUCGAAUGGAAAUAAUGAUAAUGAAUGCUCUAAAAUUGAUGUUCAAACGCUGGCACUUAAUUACAAGCAGACGUCAACUAUUGAAUCUGUAAUCAGAGCCGUUUAUGCUUUUACUGCUGUUGCUGCUAGACUAGAAAAAAAGCCAAUAGCAUUAGCACUAUGUGCUAAGCCAUCUUCGAAAUGUACGGAAUUAAUUAUGACCGAGUUAGAAUCACUGACUUAUGAAUUUGAUGUCAAUGAUCCAGCUGAAUUAGUUGGCACAAAUCUACAUUUUUACUGGGAGUCGAACACAACAUUGAUUUCGAAUGGGAUUGUUAUCGAAGGAAUAGAAAUGAUUGGUGACGAACAGCUGGGCCUUGUGGAAGUUAAGGUAAUCAUUAUGCCAUUGAAUAAAUUAUUUUAA